Messenger RNA from Vespa crabro (European hornet), 2226 nucleotides. Its product is annotated as synaptonemal complex protein 1-like. The record is from RefSeq and is a predicted model, not a curated record. The coding region runs from base 206 to 2020 and encodes 604 amino acids. The transcript has 2 exons. Lineage: Eukaryota; Metazoa; Arthropoda; Insecta; Hymenoptera; Vespidae.
GUUAAAGUGACAUAUCGUUUAAGUUCGAAUAUAUAAGUGUUGAAUAGAUGAAAUAAAAAUAUUAUCGUGAAUUUUGUAUUAACAUUUUUUUAAUAAAUAUUAUCUCAUUAUAUAAAUAUAAAGAUCACAAUUGAUAUAUUAAAUGACAGAUUGAAACUAGCAAUUAUUUGAUAUAACUGCUAUUGUUGUUUAAACAAUCAUUAUAAUGGAUAAUUAUUGUUCUCCGCAAUGGGUAGAUUUUACAUCUAAUCUAGAAGUGCCUUCAGAUAAUUAUUUUGACGAAGAUCAUGAAAUUGAUAAAUAUAGAGAAUGCUUGGUAGCAUCACAAACUGAAGUAAUAUUAACAGAAACAGAAAAGAAUGAAAAAAUUUCUAAGGAAACAAAAGAAUCUAUAAAAUUGGAAAAGAAAACUUUCAUAGAGUCCUCAUCUGAUAUUAAUGAAGAAGUAGAAACUGAAUUAAAUAUUAUAAAGAAUACACCAAUAAAACUAAUGUAUACUUCUUCCACUUCAUCAUAUGGUAGUAGUAAAUGUAAACUUCUUAAGAAAGUAUCAUAUAACGAUAUCAUUCAAGAAGCUAUGGAAAACUUACAAAAUUGUGUAUUAACACCAUCAAACGUUUUUAAAAAACCAAUGUUAAUUACAAACGAAGCAUCAAAAUUAGAAUUUCAAGAUAAUAAUCAAGUUAACUGUUCAUCCAGUAAAGAAAUAGAACAAGUUACAAAAGAUUUAUCUGAUGAAGAAAUAAAAAGUUUAUCAGCUUCUAUUACUAAACAUGAUAUUGAUACAACACCACAAAAUAAUUUGCUUAAUCCUAAUAAAUCAUCAAUAAAUUUGUUAAAAUACAAUGAGUUUGAUCAAAAGUUAGAUUGUGAUAAUAAUACUGCUUGUCAUACAUCUGAAAAUUCUACUAAAUUGUCAUUGAAAGUAAAUAUGUGCAACAAGCAAAAUUCAUGUAAGUCAAUAGAAAAAAGCAAUGGUAGGAAACAAUCCAGAACAUUAAGUUAUCAGUGUAGAAGACAGAGUCUUACAUUUCGUAGACAUUCCAAUCGAUAUAUCAGCUCAGCAGCAGCUGUUCUUCAGUAUCAAAAUAAAACUCCAGAAAGAUUUCAUAGUCAAAGUAGAAAAAAACAGAAAGAAUCGAAGGUUAAUGAGACGAAAGAGAACCAUUUAAAAUUAAAAUCUACAAAACAGAAUUUGUCAAAUUCUUUAUUCCAAACAACUUCAAAUAAGAACGUUACAUUGACAGAUGUAAAAAAAUCAAAAAUAAUAAAGUCAAACGGAUCUUGUUCAAAUGCUUCUACCAAAAGAACAUCUCGUAAUAAAAAUGUUUUUUCCGCAAUUGUAGACAAUAAUGGUUCUGGAUUAGUCAUUAAAAAAGAAAAAAUUUUAUUCUAUGAUAUUCCUAUAGAUUCCAAACAAAAGAAAACUACACGUCCUAUACCUUUUAGUUUCGAAAAUCGUGAUAAACUAAAGCAAGAGUCUAAAUUAAAACAGUCGCAGCUUAAUAAAAAUGAUAAUAAAAAUAUUGAAAAUCUCCCGAAUAAAAAGAAUUUAAGUAUGAUAAAAGGAGGAUCCUCUUUAUCUAUAUUUUCAACAAAUAGUCAGAAAAAUACAAGUAUAAAUAUACGUGAAAAAAAACUAUUAAAGGUAGAACAAGAAAAUAAACAAUGUGAUGUCAAUGCUUCUACAACAAAUGAAAUCAAUAUAGAUCAAAAAGGAAACAUCAAACCAAAAGUUAUGAAAAUCGGAAUGAAUUCUUAUGAGAGAGCGAAACAAAGACAUGAAUUUGAUGAAAAGAUUAAACAAAAGAUUAUUAUGCAAGAGAAAGAACGUCAAAAAGAAGAAGAGAAAAAAUUGGCUAAAGAAAAAUUACAAAUAGCUGUGCUUCGCAAGCAGACAGAGAUGAAAGCAAGACCUAUGCCAGUAUUUAAACCACCCCGUCAUAUUAAAUCUUUGAAACCAUUAACUGAACCGCAUAGUCCAGCUUGGGCGCAUAAAAAUAAAAAAUCAACUUCAUAAUAUUUUUUCUAGAGAGAGUAUAAAUAUAUUAUAUUGUAUAAGUAUAUUGCAUAUAUUCCAUUUUAUUUAAAAUAUUUUUUUAUGUAAAUAUGUAAAAGAAUAUAUGUAUAUGUAAGAUAAGUAACAUAUUAAAGUAUUAAUACAAGAACAUUAUAAAGGCAUUAAUAUUAGUUAAGAAGUAACAUCUUUUUUUAAUAUUUUUUUUU